GUUAUUACGGCUUGUGAACCUCGGAUGAAUUGUUGUUGUUGUUGUUUAGGGCCGCGGCGAUCUAGUCGCUCACAUGAGCCCUGGUGUCGUCCUGUGAGGGCUUCACAGGCGCGUCAGCUGCCCCGUCUUCCUAAGGAAGGCGCAGGUGAGGCGGAUGACAGCUUCCUGCCGUGAGGGGUGGACUCCUGCCGCCGCCAGCAGCGUGGGCAGGUCAAAGCCCUGGCGUGGUGAGCUAUGAUGCUGCGUGCAGCAGUGAGGGAAGCCCUCAGGCAGCAGGGUGCCCUUCUAGCAGUACAUCAUCAGAGGCUCUCAAGGUGUGCUGCCUCCACUGUCUUUGCUCUUUCCUCAGGCCAAGGCAAGUGUGGUGUGGCUUUGGUGCGGGUGUCAGGAGAGCAGGCUGGUACAGCCCUCACCAGCAUGACCAUCCCCGCCACUCUCCCACAGCCACGCACAGCCGUGCUCAGACACAUUGUGCAUCCCAUCACAGGAGAGGCUUUAGACCGUGGGCUGGUGCUGUGGUUUCCAGAACCCCACAGCUUUACAGGGGAAAACAGCUGUGAGCUACACAUCCAUGGAGGUCCUGCUGUGAUUGCUGCUGUAAUUGCUGCUCUUGGCUCUUUGCCAGGCUUCAUACCAGCUCAGCCAGGUGACUUCACCAAGAGAGCUUUCUACCAUGGUAAGCUUGACCUGACCAGUGUGGAGGGGCUUGGUGACCUGAUUCAUGCAGAGACGGAGGCUCAGCGCAAACAGGCUUUGAGACAAAUGGAGGGAGCACUGGCCACCCUGUACACCGGGUGGAGGCAGUCCCUGCUCCAGUGUCGGGCCAAUUUAGAGGCUUAUAUAGAUUUCAGCGAGGACGAAAACAUAGAGGAAGGUUUAGUUGGGGAGGUGGAGGCCAAGCUUCAUCAACUGGUGAAAGACCUGGAUCAGCAUUUGGCGGACAACCGGCGAGGAGAGAGACUGAGGAGUGGCCUACAUUUGACCAUCUUGGGUGAGCCAAAUGUGGGCAAGAGCAGUCUUCUUAAUGCACUCACACAAAGACCAGCAGCAAUUGUGUCCCCUAUACCAGGAACAACCCGAGAUGUGGUAGAGACAGUCGUUGAUCUUGGAGGAUAUCCAGUGGUCCUGAGUGACACUGCAGGUCUACGUGUGACAGCAGAUCCGGUGGAGGCUGAGGGUGUUUCCCGGGCAUUGACAAGAGCAGAACAAGCUGAUUUGGCUGUAGUUAUACUAGAGGCACCAGAUGUGUUCUCAGCCUUGAAAAGUGAAAGGUUUAAGUGGAGUGAUUUUCUCUGGAGUCAUCUAAUUGACCUGGGCAUCAUAAAAGAGGGUGAAGGAAGUAAACAGUCCCCAGAAUGGCUAGAAAACCAAUGUUUUGUGACAGUGAUCAAUAAAAUGGACCUCAUUGAAGAGCAAAAUAAAGCUGUAAUAGAAAGUGAAUUAGGAAAAACAUGUUCUUUGAUGUCUUUGAAGACAGAAGAAGGAUUUAAGAGGUUUCUUGAAAAAUUAACAAUCCUCUGUAGCUCCUUAUGUGAUGCAGGGACAGCUGAUAAUCCAACACUGACAGCUGCAAGACAUAGGACUCACAUCUCUGCUUGUCUGGAAACUCUUAAACUUGUUCUUGAGCCUGGUGACAAAGAACACAUUUCUGGAAAAAGUGGAGGCACAUCUCUCCAGAUUGAAUAUAGAGAACAUGAAAUAGAACCAGCAAAAGGCCCCAACCUGCUGCAGUCAGAGAACACAGUGGUGCUGGCUGCCCACCUCUUGCAGCAAGCAGCCACCAGCCUGGGUCACGUCACAGGUCACAUCACCUCAGAGGAUGUGUUGGAUCACAUAUUUUCAGCAUUUUGCAUUGGAAAAUAAAAAGGGCAAAGUAUAGCUGGAGCAUACACUAAAGUUGUGGAAGGUCCCUGUGCUCAUCUCCAUUUUGUUGGCCCCUGAGCCUGUUGUGGGCAAGAUGUGUUGCACCAACCAUGCAUGGAGGAAGCCACACUGAUGACACUCCUCCUGUGAGAAAGUAGCCUACUUGACAGUUUGUAGAAGACAGGCAUUGCUCUGCUUUUAGACUGAAGAAACUACUCAAACCAAGAAGGUACCAUGCUGAGAAAAUUCAUCUGUGUUAGCUUACAUGUGAAGAAACAAUAAUUCAGUAAAAGGUUCACAUCUCCCUCCCAUGAUUCAGUUAAUAACAUAUAAAAGGGAAGAUCUCUCUAGUAAAGGAUCAGUGGCCAGUCAUGAUCUUUGGAUACUGCCUGUCUUUAUAAACAAGCCAGAUUUUCACUUACAAUGCCAAGAUAGGCCUGAGAUAAUACUGAUCUAAUAAUAAUUUACCAGAUCAUAAUAAACCAUACACUGUCCCUAA
This is a messenger RNA of Eriocheir sinensis (Chinese mitten crab), 2362 nucleotides long. RefSeq names its product tRNA modification GTPase GTPBP3, mitochondrial-like. Gene Ontology annotation, biological process: tRNA wobble uridine modification; tRNA methylation. Gene Ontology annotation, cellular component: mitochondrion; cytoplasm. The transcript has 8 exons. Gene Ontology annotation, molecular function: GTP binding; protein binding; GTPase activity. NCBI's taxonomy places the organism in Eukaryota, Metazoa, Arthropoda, Malacostraca, Decapoda, Varunidae. The record is from RefSeq and is a predicted model, not a curated record. The coding region runs from base 235 to 1863 and encodes 542 amino acids.